Messenger RNA from Hippocampus zosterae (dwarf seahorse), 2793 nucleotides. RefSeq lists its product as uncharacterized. Bases 1462 to 2229 code for a protein of 255 amino acids. NCBI's taxonomy places the organism in Eukaryota, Metazoa, Chordata, Actinopteri, Syngnathiformes, Syngnathidae. The record is from RefSeq and is a predicted model, not a curated record. The transcript has 3 exons.
UAUCGUUUUGUGCCGACCAACGUCCACUAGCUUCAUGCUAGCAUAAAUAAGGUGAAAUAUCCUGUACAUGCUAAUGGAAGUUAACAUGAAUGUUACGCUCAUUCUAAACAUUGAAACAGCUGCUACUUUACACACACAGUGUAGCAAAACCUACAAGCAGUCUUUCUUCUGUGUCUCCAGUUGAUGAAAAAAUACUUAGCUCACUUUUAAGUGUGAUACAAAUAUGUGAAUACAUCGAAGAGUGUUGGGGUCUCAUUGUACAUGUACACUUGGGUCUACUACGCAACUGUAUUUUAAUCUUGGGUCAUUGUGCUGGUACUUGGUAUGAAAAAAAUAUAUAUAUAACCACUGCUGCGAAAAAUAGACUAGGUUAUAACAAGGGUCAGUGUAGGACAUUUCGGUUGAUCCUGAAAUUCCACCCAACUUUUUGGGAGUAGUGUGUGAUGACUCCGGGUUUGGGCUGCCGGACUGAAACGCUUCCAUGACGUUGACGCUGAGUGCGACGAACAAGAAUGGCUCCAGUGUGCACCGCUGAGGCACCGUGGCAGGCAUGACGUCCAAAGCCCUUAACUGUUUUUGGGCCCAACCCAGGAAGAAAACAGGGGCCCUACUGUUUGACCACAUCAGCCACUCACUGCACAUACACAUUUAUGAUUUGGCACUGUUCAAAGGUAAUGCUUAUAAAAAUGUUUUGCUCCACACUAAAAAUUGUUUAGGAUAAUCCUGGCAUCUUUUUCGGUUUUUCCACAUUGGGGUCAUAGGUGAACUGGAUGCUUUUCUCUGGACGAGAGGUGGAUGUACAUUGUGGACUGGGCACAUAUAGACAAAAAAAAAAUCCUUACUCACUGUAUGGACAAUAUAGAGUCCUGCUGACCUCAAUAUGCGUGCUUUAACUGCUAUUCUGAGAUAAGUGUGCGGACAUUCACUAACGCAUUAUUAGCGUCAAACUUGAAAAGGUCGAAAAGAAAUGGGGGGUUAUCUUUCUAAGUACAAAAUUGAUAACAACAGAGACGUUUCAUUUCUCACUUAUUUCAACGCAAGCCUUUUUAACUAGGACAAGAAGAAAUGGUUCCGUUGGGUUUUUUUUUCACCUUGCGUCGUGCUCUUAAAAAAACGUGGCAUUUGUCGUGCCCCGGCACACCCCUUCACCUCGCGUGGAAUUAGUAUCGCCCACUCCAAGUUUCCGGGUUUCUCUGACGCAGGUACGCGUCCACGCAUGACUAGUGCGCGCCCCCGUGGUUUAAAGCAGUCGCGAGUAGAAGCAAGUCAACCACAGGAAUGUAACCAAGAUAGCUUUGCGUUAGCAUCGAACGGCGUAGCGUGUGUGGAAGUAGACCCCGAACCGACAACCGACUUUUUUUAUAGUCCAAGGUGCCAUUUCCCUUUUCUCCUCGUGCGUUUUCGCUCGGCAGUACACUUCAAGUGACAAUUUCACCUAAAGCCUUCGCGGACAUCGUUUGGAUGAGACUGCCACGGCCAGACAAAAGCAACUCCGUCUGCAGAAAAGGUGAAACGGCGGUAGAGGUGGUCCACGGGAAGCGCCACUUUCAAUUCGACACCAUGUCCCUCGGCACCUUCCACCUCAUGCAGACCUUGAAGAACUCUCCGGCCGCGCUCCGCCGCCGCUUCCGCCGCGACCGCACCGAGUCGCUGUCCCACGGCGACCCGCUCUUCAAAGUCCACUACCUGGGCACCGAGAAGAUCUUCUCCCUGGACCAAGAACAGGCGCGGGACGCCAUCGGCCGCCUGCUGGCAGGCGUGGCCAGCGGCAAGAAGCUGAGUAAAGACCACGCCCUGGUGGUGCGGCCUCGCUACGUGGAGGUCAAGGAGCUGAGCACGGGUCGGCAGCUCACCAAGACGUACCUGCAGGACAUCGCGUACUGCGCCGCCGACGCCGACCGCCCCAACGUCUUCCUGUACAUCUGCAAGCACCACGGGCAGCAGCUGCAGUGCCGCGUGUUCUGGUGCAACCGGGCCGAGCGGGCGCGGGACAUGACCAGCUGCCUGGCGCACUCCUUCCAGCGGGCGCUGAGUGACUGGCAGCGGGAGGGCUCGGCCACGCCGCCGUCGCCGAGUGCUGCCGACGCCGCCGCCGGCUCGCCGGCCGCCAAGAGCUCCACGCUACCUGCCAGCUUGGGCAGAGUCCGCUGGAGGAAGAGAGGCUCCGUGUCCCGAAGCCCCCUGCGAGCCAUCGCCAGACGAGGGUCCGCCUCUGGCAGCUGGAGCUGAGCCGCCACCCCCCCUCCCCUCCCCAUCCCAGCCGGACUGCAGGGAUCAGUGAGGCAUGUGUCGUUUUUACGGAUUUAAUAUUCCAAACACUUGCGGGGUUGUCGAUCCCGGAACAGAGGGAGCGUUGUCACUUCCUCUCUUCCCAUCAGUGAGUGUACAGUGAUGCCACAGUGUGCUUUGCCCCCCCCCGCCCCCCAUCCGAGCCCUCAAAGUGACUCAAGCAGCUGUUGCAUCAUGUUUACAGGUUUUACUUUUCCCCGACAAACUAAUGCUAAACAUUCCACUUUUUUUUUUAAAUGGGACUUUUUUUUUUCUCACCCGUGUGGGACUAAAGGUAUUUUUUUUUGUUGUUGUUGUUUUUAAAAGUGACGUCUUUACAAAGAGCACACAAGUGCCUGCUUGAAGGUAUAUGUUUUUUAAUUUUUUCAAUGUGUUGUUGUACUUAUGUACAUAUUUAAUGAAAUAUGUAUGAAAAUGUUUUUAUACGUUUGUGUCGUCGCUUGCUCUCGGGCAAAUAUUAAAUGACAAACGAGCUGGUUUCCGCAAGGCCAGCUUCAAAUGUUA